Molecule: messenger RNA, 2530 nt
Organism: Macrosteles quadrilineatus (aster leafhopper)
Lineage: Eukaryota; Metazoa; Arthropoda; Insecta; Hemiptera; Cicadellidae
Product: T-box transcription factor TBX1-like
Exons: 10
Coding region: 246-1403 (385 amino acids)
Biological process (GO): positive regulation of DNA-templated transcription; cell fate specification; regulation of transcription by RNA polymerase II
Cellular component (GO): nucleus
Molecular function (GO): DNA-binding transcription factor activity, RNA polymerase II-specific; RNA polymerase II cis-regulatory region sequence-specific DNA binding
Source: RefSeq, a predicted model, not a curated record
UGUGGUUUCCGACCAACCGGGGCCCGGGGGCGGAGCCCUACCGCCAUUGGGCUCUCUCACCACUCAAACUCAUCCGGAAACAAAAAAGUCAAAAGUUAGUUUAGUCGAGAGAAGAGAGAACGAUAGCAGUGACAAGUGAACGGUGGUGCGAAAAACGUCGAUCGUCUGGGCUUCUGGUCGGACCCGACACCCUACCCUACAGCUGACUGCUGCCUACAAGAGGACAGUGAGAUGGAGUAGUGAGUAUGCAGCCCUACACUUCCCCCGCCUGCGCUCCUUUCACACCCGCGGUUUCGUCCUCGGCUUCGGCGUGGCUGUCUUCUCAUCUCGCGCAGAUGAACACUGUUGAUGCAUGCGUCAACCAAGGUGAGCCCGGGACGGAUAAGCACAACUCCGAGAUCCACCCUCGGCUGGCUAACGUGACGGCAUCUCUGGAGAUGAAGUCACUCUGGGAGGAGUUCAACAUCCUUGGCACAGAGAUGAUCGUCACCAAAGCCGGAAGGAGGAUGUUCCCCACCUUCCAGGCGCGGUUGUACGGUUUGGAGCCGACGGCAGAGUACAUGCUGAUGAUGGAUUUUGUCCCCGUGGAUGACAAGAGAUACAGAUAUGCUUUCCACAGCUCGACAUGGGUAGUGGCGGGUAAGGCAGACCCCAUCUCCCCCCCAAGGGUCCACGUACACCCAGACUCACCCGCCUCGGGGGCUCAGUGGACCAAGCAAGUCAUCUCCUUCGACAAGCUCAAGCUCACCAACAACCAGCUCGACGAUAACGGCCAUAUUAUUCUCAACUCUAUGCACAAGUACCAGCCGAGGUUCCAUGUUAUAUACGUACCUUCUAAGGACGAAACUGUAGCUCCUGGCUGCCAGAACUUCAAAACCUUCAUCUUCCCGGAGACGAGGUUCACUGCAGUUACUGCAUACCAGAACCAGAGGAUAACGCAGUUGAAGAUAGCAAGCAAUCCUUUUGCUAAGGGUUUCCGAGACUGUGAUCAGGAAGACUGCGGUCCAGAGAUGACUCAGCUACACAGCCCGGCAGCGCACGCCUUGGCUCAGCGAGCGACACCUCUGCGGAAGAACUGUCCCCAAGGAGCCAAGGAAGGCGAGACGGCCGAGAGCGGGUGUCCGUCGCCGGUCAGACCUGUGUAUGGUGGAACUGCGGCAUACGGUCAGACCACAGCCGCGGCCUACCUGGCAGACUACGGUUACCACCUCCAGCCAUCCGUCUACUCGACGCCCUACGUUCCAGUUCAAAGUGUACCCAAAGUAAGUCAUGGAGGUUCAGUGCUGCCCCCUGUGGACUACAACCCCCAUAAUUACCAGACAAGCAACUUGUACCAGCCAACGUCUACCAGCCCUCAGAGUUCCUCCCUAACAGUCUUUUACCAUGACUACACUCCCAGAUAGAUAUAGACCCUCCAGCCUCAAAUUAGUUUGUACAACUACAGUUCUGGACCAGCCAACGUCUACCAGCCCUCAGAGUUCCUCCCCCACUGUCUUUUACAACGACUACACAUCCAGAUAGAUAAAAUAGACCCUCCAGCCUCAAAUUAGUUUGUACAACUACAGUUCUGGACCAGCCAAUGUCUACCAGCCCUCAGAGUUCCUCCCAAACAGUCUUUUACCAUGACUACACAUCCAGAUACAUAAAAUAGACACUCCAGCCUCAAAUUAGUUUGUACAACUACAGUUCUGGACCAGCCAAUGUCUACCAGCCCUCAGAGUUCCUCCCUAACAGUCUUUUACCACGACUACACUCCCAGAUAGACAAAAUAGACCCUCCAUCCUCAAAUUAGUUUGUACAACUACAGUUCUGGACCAGCCAACGUCUACCAGCCUUCAGAGUUCAUCCCUCACAGUCUUUUACCAUGACUACACUCCCAGAUAGAAAUAGAUCCUCCAGCCUCAAAGUAAUUUGUAAAACUACAGUUCUGGACCAACCAACUUCUACCAGCUCUCAGAGUUCCUCCCUCACAGUCUUUUACCAUGACUACACUCCCAGAUAGAAAUAGAUCCUCCAGCCUCAAAGUAAUUUGUAAAACUACAGUUCUGGACCAACCAACUUCUACCAGCUCUCAGAGUUCCUCCCUCAUAGUCUUUUACCACGACUUCGCUCUCAAACAAAUAGUUAAAGUCAUUUGGAUCACAUCCAUUCUACUUUAGUUUUAUAUUUUCAGAGUAGGUACCUGUUUUUCAUAUCGAUCAGGUACUUUCGAUCCGUCAAAUUGAUACACAUGCUUUACUUUGUAAGGGACGCUUUCUAAAUUCCUGAGCCACCGUUUUCCCACAAUCUUUACCUCACCAUUUUUCACAGUCCAACUAGAGUUGUCAAGGAUUGCCACUAAAUAAUCGCGCCUAGUCUUGCUCCACUGGAAACAAUUCGUCAUACUGUUUAACUAUGACUCUAAUUGUAUAAUACUAAGGCUAUUUUCAGAUUGCCUUAUUUGAAGUACCUAAAUAAUACUCGUACAUUGUUGGGCCUAUUGGCCUUGUAAAUAGUAUAAAAUGUAUUAAAUUGUUAUAAGUAGCUUGUA